Messenger RNA from Rodentolepis nana, 558 nucleotides. The record is from the annotation of a GenBank genome assembly. NCBI's taxonomy places the organism in Eukaryota, Metazoa, Platyhelminthes, Cestoda, Cyclophyllidea, Hymenolepididae.
AUGCUUCGACUCACUGUAGCUGGUAGAAUUUGUACCAGUCGGAUCAAUGCGCAAUCAGCAUCAUCACCCCUCUACAUCCAACAACGAGAAAGGGGAUUUACAGAAGUGGAUCGUGCAGGUGGUCGCAAUAAGGCUCAUCGACUUGAGGAGUUAAUUCGGUGGUACCUACGUCUAAAGCCCUGGCGUGAAGAGAUUGCCACCCUCAUGAGACGUCUCAAACGCCACAAUGCUGGUUUCGAUGUACAUCACAGUUGUGUUUUUAUCUUUUGGCCAGGUGUUCACGGUCAGACACGUUAUCUUGUGCGUUUCCCCCAACUCACCGACUCCGACUUCGAAUACUGGAAGGUCUAUACAGACGCCGAUUUUGAUGAGGGCUACUCCAAGGCAGAAUUUGUACGCUCUUCGCGAUAUGCGGCUGGUGCUACUGUACAACGAGAUUCACGUGAAUUGAACUCUGAAUUCAUCAAUACUCGGGUUUCAGGUGAUGCUAAGAAUUUACUCAGUCCUGGUGAGAAAGACGCUCAUCCAUACUCUAUCAUGUACUCGGCGGACAGGUGA